AUGAACAUGACCGUCCAGGUGGACGGAGUCAACGUCAUGAUCCAUUAUGACAGUAUCCGGCAGCUGAAGCAAGGACCAGUGGACACGUGGCCCUUCCCCAUUGGCCAUGGUUUAGCCACAGCAGCGGCAGUGGCAGUGGCAGCAGCAGCGGCAGUGGCAGUGGCAGCAGCAGCGGCAGUGGCAGUGGCAGCAGCAGCGGCAGUAGCAGUGGCAGCAACAGCGGCAGUCUCUUCCCUCUCGUUUCGCUACCCUUCCUUCCUCGCCGCUCCUCCCCUCCGUCCCUCACACCUGCCAGUCCCUGCCGGUGCAUGUGCUCUGCAGCAAGCCAGAUGCAAGCGUUCGUAUUUGAGGCACCUCAAAAAUAGUCUCCCCCCUCCUCCGCUCCCUCUGUCUCCCCCCUCCUCCGCUCCCUCUGUCUCCCCCCUCCUCCGCUCCCUCUGUCUCCCCCCUCCUCCGCUCCCUCUGUCUCCCCCCUCCUCCGCUCCCUCUGUCUCCCCCCUCCUCCGCUCCCUCUGUCUCCCCCCUCCUCCGCUCCCUCUGUCUCCCCCCUCCUCCGCUCCCUCUCCUUCAAACCCCUCAUGCACCGGCCAGUCUCUGCCAGUGCACGUGCUUCGCAGCAAGUCAGUCCAAAAGCGCCUGCUCUCCCUGCCAGUGCAUGUGCUUCGCAGAAAACCCGUCCAAAAGCGUCUUCUCAUUGCUCUGCAGCCACCCUUUCCCGUCCUCAUGCGUUCUUCCCCUCUCUUUCUUCCGUACCCUGCGCCCGCACACACCGGCCAGUCCCUGCCAUCCCUGCCAGUGCACGCAGCAGCUGAGCUGGAAGCAGUGGCAGCCAGUCUCAGAGAGACACCUGGCAUAACGUCGGUGACUCUGGGGCGUGUGAUUGGUGGAGGCGCCUUGGCUCCUGGAUUUCAGAUCUUCCUGGCAUCACAGUCAGACUCAGAUUACAAGCUUGUAGCACGUGCAGGGCUGACCAUCCAAGAGCUGCUAGUGGAAUCGGACCUUGAUAAGGAAGCAAUCAGAGGUGCCAUCCAACAAGCGAUUGGGCAGUUGUGA
Molecule: messenger RNA, 1053 nt
Organism: Closterium sp. NIES-65
Lineage: Eukaryota; Viridiplantae; Streptophyta; Zygnematophyceae; Desmidiales; Closteriaceae
Source: the annotation of a GenBank genome assembly